Messenger RNA from Cylindrotheca closterium, 2721 nucleotides. The record is from the annotation of a GenBank genome assembly. Lineage: Eukaryota; Bacillariophyta; Bacillariophyceae; Bacillariales; Bacillariaceae.
AUGGCAGAAGAUAACUUUGGCUCUGAAAAGCUUCCGGAGCUUCCUGAGGGAGGAGUUCGUCGACGACGCAAACAGACCUCACUGGAUCCUCGUGUCCAACAUGCGGCAGUCCAGAGAAUUCGGCAAACCAUGUACCGGUCUCCGGACGAAGACAUGAUGGGCCCCAUUUUGCGUCGCAAGAAGGUGGUUUCGGUUCCUAUCGGUGGUGCCGCAGGCAAUGCCUUUUUCGAUCCACCGGCAUCUUCCAACCACCAAUCUCCGGCCGGGUCUCCCACACCAGCCAGAAGAAAGAAGGAACUUAGCUUUGGUGACCUUCAAAAGCGAACCCUUGGGAUUGGCAACAUUUUGAAACGAAAACAAGUUUCCCUGGAUCUUUACGGAGCGGAGCAGGCUGACUUCUUUGGACAUGUGGAUGAGGAUGUUGACGAAGAAGAAGAAAAAUUGAUUGAAACUGUCGAAGAAGACAAUGAAAGGCUCGAAGCACCUGCUACUACAGACGUAGUGGAAGAAGAGGAGGUCCAAAUCUUUCGCCCUCUUCGCUUCUCCAAGCCCCUCAAAGUCAAACCUUCGGGCGGCGGCGGUCAUGGCCAUGGUGGAGGUGGUGCGCCGGCACAAUCGGCAGUUCCGGAUGAACAUCUCCGAAAGAUGUUUGACUUGCAACGCGACCACAACCGUGAGCUGAAAGUGCAGGUGGACAUGCUCACGGAUCAAUUCGAAGACAAAAUGCAAGAAACGGAAAAUGAAAAGCUCUUGCACGAUAUUCGGGAAACCCAGCUUCGUUUGCAGUCCGACUUGGACCAAGCUCGUGCUAAGGUGUUUGGUGACGAAGGAAUUCCCGAGGGCGAUGAGACUCCUGAAGACGAAGAAGCAGAAGAAGAAAUCAAAGAAGAUGGAAUCAUUCGAGCCACAAGAAGCGAUUAUCUAUGGACAGGAAUCCUUCUCUGUGUCAUGAUUGCCUUUACUGGAAUCGUUAUUGGCUGGCGCACGCAUUUGGACGAAGCCUUCAGUACCUUUGGUCCUGUCGGAUUGGCUUGCUCCACGCCUUGUACGGGUCACCUGGAAACACACGAUUACUUUCGUGGCAAGAACACUUUUGAAGAGGGUCAAUACAUUCAGCUGAUUUUGGAAUUGGAUCCUAAUCCGAAUGUGGAGAUGCAUGUCGCUGUUCAGAUUGUCGGCAAAGAGUCAGGACAAGUCAAGGUUACCGAGAUGGUGGGGCCUCCGUCACCAGAAAUCCCACUUCAGUUUACAAGCAAGAUGGAAGUCACCUUUGAGAACCCUCACGAAGAACACAUUAUCAAUGUGACAAGUUGGAAUGCCACCAGUGACACGGAGUCGGAUGUGGUAUUGACUUACAAACUACAUGCCACCCCACUCAGUUCUCUUGCAAAGCACAGUGAGCUGAUUGCAGCACUCAUCAUGGUAUUUGUAUACCUAUUCAUCUUGCUGGAGGUCAUUCACAGAACACUGGUUGCCAUCUAUGGCUCUUUGAUUGCAAUUCUCUUUUUCUUUAUCAUCCAUGAGGGAGAGAGUGAAAGCAUCACCACUGUAAUGUUGCAUAUGGAAUGGUCCACCCUCGGGCUUUUAUUUGGAAUGAUGUUGAUCGUCGGUGAACUAUCUCAUACUGGAAUCUUUGAAUGGGUAGCGGUCCGCAUUCUAGUGGCAUCCAAGGGAUCCUACAAUCGAUUGAUGACUCUUUUAUGCCUUUUGACUGCCGUGGCCAGUGCGUUCCUCGAUAACGUCACUACCAUGCUAUUAAUUGCUCCUGUCACUAUUGAUAUGUGCAGCAUUUUGAAUGUUGAUCCAAGGCCAUAUUUGAUUGGUGAAGUAUUGCUGAGCAACGUUGGUGGAACUGCAACUUUGAUCGGUGAUCCUCCGAAUAUCAUCAUUGGUAGUUCCUUUGAGGAAAUUGGUUUUGUUGACUUUAUCAUCCACAUCAUGCCAUGUAUUUUCUUGCUCUGCAUCCCUGUGUCGCUCGUGCUUGUCCUUUAUCUAUAUCGCCACUAUAUGAAUAUCGAUAAGAUGCCGGAGCUCGACAAGGACAAGCUCUACAGAACCUAUCAAGUAUACGAUGAGCCAAGACUUCUUAUUGCUGGCACUGUUUCCUUCUUUGUGAUCUUAAUUUUCUUCCUACAUCCAGUGCAUCACAAAGAUACAGCAUGGGUAGCACUUCUUGGAGCCUUUAUCACUAUGACGUUCACAAAUCCACAUGAUGUUCAAGAAGCGCUGCGCAAUCAUGUCGAAUGGGACACCCUGCUUUUCUUUGCAGGACUAUUUGUCCUGGUGGAAGUGUGCGCUGCUCUUGGUUUGCUUCGUUUGGUUGGCAAUGCUCUCGCAGACCUAAUCGAAGGACAGGAAGAAGAGGACCAGCUGGGAGUAGCAAUUACGCUCAUUCUCUGGGUCAGCGCAAUUACAUCCGCAUUCCUUGAUAAUAUCCCGUACACUGCUACAAUGAUUCCAGUCAUUAAGAUCUUGGGUGAAGAGCUUCAAGAAACUUUGCCGAUUAAGACUCUAGCCUGGGCUUUGAGUUUCGGAGCUUGUCUGGGGGGUAAUGGAACUCUGCUUGGGGCCUCUGCAAAUAUUGUUACGGCUGGUAUUGCGACCAACAAGGGUUAUGAGAUUUCGUUUUUGAAUUUCUUUUAUCCUGGGAUCGUUGUAAUGAUUGCAACCACUGCAGUUGCAAACUUGUACAUGAUGGUUGUUUAUGUCUGGGCAGCAUAG